Molecule: messenger RNA, 1521 nt
Organism: Drosophila virilis
Lineage: Eukaryota; Metazoa; Arthropoda; Insecta; Diptera; Drosophilidae
Gene: Rpt2
Product: 26S proteasome regulatory subunit Rpt2
Biological process (GO): proteasome-mediated ubiquitin-dependent protein catabolic process
Cellular component (GO): proteasome regulatory particle, base subcomplex
Molecular function (GO): proteasome-activating activity; ATP binding; ATP hydrolysis activity
Source: RefSeq, a predicted model, not a curated record
CAGUGUAGCCGCAGCCAACUUCAUGUUGGUUAUGACUAGUAAAAAUCUGUUUGUGUUGCCGACAAAAUAAAAUAAUUUUCGUUUGACUUUAUCAAAGAAGACACGCAAAAUGGGUCAAAACCAAUCGGCACAAGGUGGAACUGGAGACAAGAAGGAUGACAAAGACAAAAAGAAGAAAUAUGAGCCACCAAUUCCGACUCGUGUUGGCAAAAAGAAGCGUCGCGCAAAGGGUCCCGAUGCGGCCAUGAAGCUGCCGCAAGUGACGCCCCAUACACGGUGCCGUCUAAAGUUGCUGAAAUUGGAGCGCAUUAAGGAUUACCUUAUGAUGGAGGAUGAGUUUAUACGCAAUCAGGAGCGCCUGAAGCCACAAGACGAGAAGAACGAGGAAGAACGUUCCAAGGUGGAUGACUUGCGUGGCACACCAAUGUCUGUGGGCAAUCUAGAGGAGAUUAUCGAUGACAACCAUGCCAUUGUGUCGACAUCCGUGGGUUCCGAGCACUACGUCAGCAUUCUGUCCUUUGUCGACAAGGACCAAUUGGAGCCUGGUUGCUCUGUCCUCUUGAAUCACAAGGUUCAUGCUGUCGUGGGUGUUCUAAGUGACGACACAGAUCCCAUGGUCACGGUUAUGAAGCUGGAGAAAGCGCCACAGGAAACCUAUGCGGACAUUGGUGGUCUGGACACGCAAAUACAAGAAAUCAAAGAGUCUGUCGAGCUUCCGCUAACGCAUCCCGAAUACUACGAGGAAAUGGGCAUUAAACCACCUAAGGGCGUCAUUCUUUAUGGUCCUCCCGGCACUGGUAAAACUCUUCUCGCUAAGGCUGUUGCCAAUCAAACUUCUGCGACUUUCUUGCGCGUUGUCGGCUCAGAGCUUAUACAAAAGUACUUGGGAGAUGGUCCCAAGUUGGUGCGAGAGCUGUUCCGCGUGGCCGAGGAGCAUGCGCCGUCUAUUGUAUUUAUUGAUGAAAUCGAUGCUGUUGGCACGAAGCGUUAUGACUCCAACUCGGGCGGAGAACGCGAAAUUCAGCGCACCAUGUUGGAGUUACUCAAUCAGCUCGAUGGUUUUGAUUCUCGCGGAGAUGUUAAAGUUAUCAUGGCAACGAAUCGGAUUGAAACGCUGGAUCCGGCGCUUAUACGUCCGGGACGUAUUGAUCGUAAGAUUGAGUUCCCACUGCCCGAUGAGAAGACCAAGCGACGCAUUUUCACCAUACACACCUCGCGCAUGACGCUCGCUGAGGAUGUGAACUUGAAUGAGCUAAUUAUGGCCAAGGAUGAUCUAUCUGGCGCUGAUAUUAAGGCUAUUUGCACAGAAGCUGGUCUAAUGGCAUUGCGCGAGCGCCGCAUGAAAGUGACCAAUGAGGACUUUAAAAAAUCAAAGGAGAGUGUUUUGUACCGCAAGAAGGAAGGCACGCCCGAGGGAUUGUAUUUAUAAGUCAAAUCAACUUUCAGUUAAUAUAUUAUAAUUCCUAAACACACACGCAUUAAAUCAGGUUAACACAUAAAUCAUUUCGCUUGCGACUUGAA